AUGCCAACUGUCAUCAGAGCCCCAGGCGCUUCUCUGGCAGCGAGGUCCUGCGACUUUGGGAACUUCUGGAAGCCGAACCCUCGCUGGAAGGUCCCAACCCCGACGCCCCCUCCCAUGGGCAGCUACAUGAGCACGCCCAGGCCUGCGCAGCCACCCCUCACCCAAGUGUGCCCAAAACCCCGGCCCCGAGCCGCCUCUAGGGAGGACUGUGGGAGCCGCGUCGGCACCGGACCCCUUCACCGAGUACCACAGAACUGGGACCCCGCCAACCCUCGGAGGGUGGUCCCCGAGGCCUGGAGGCGCUUUCCUGCCAAGGCGCCCCCUGAGACUGUCCUGGGGCCGGAUCUCUCCAGCGCCUGGGAGAAUUACAUGAAGCGGUGUCUCUGGAGUGCCCGCCACCCAAGACAGGUCUUGAGCCCCGUGACCAUCAAGAUCGCGCCCCCUGAGCCCAAGACGAGCCCCUGGGCAUCUAGGGCUCAGGGGCCCGGCGCCUGCUUUGCAGGGCGCCCACCCUCCCGGGAGCACCCAGACCCGUGCGCCAAGGAGAAGGUGCUGAGGGCCCUCAGCCAGUGCCAGAAGGGGAACAGGAGUGUUUACAAGGACACUGACCUCCAGCCUGAUGUCCAGCCUUUGCUGUCUGCCGGCCACCCUACAGCAGGGACUGCAUCAGCCCAGGACAUGGAGCAGCAGCUGCAGAGCUGGGGAAAGAGACCCACUGCUGGGGCCUCACGCCUUCCUCCAGUGCCUAAGAGCAGCGACUGGGGGGUCUCCUUUGCCACAGAUGUUGCCCAGCCUUCAGGUUCCUUUGAUUCCUAAGGGUCAGAGUCCCUUUACCUGCCUCCUGUGACUCACCCUUGUGUAUUUAGCCUCAGCUCUCUGAUCCCUUGCUCUACCUCUGCAUGGGACCCCAACACAGUACUGCUGCAGCCCCCAGACCCCCAUUUCCUCACUCUGGAAAUCCCAUGCUGAAGAUUGUUGAUAAGCCUCCCUCCUUCUCCCCUGCCUGCCUUUUCCCUUCAUUUUCUUGAAGGUACUCUUCCUUCCCCACCUUCCCUCUUUGCCCAGCUUGUAUAAAUAUUUGAUCUCAUUAAAAAUAAUAUUUUAAAAAGA
Suricata suricatta (meerkat) is the source of this 1110-nucleotide messenger RNA. It is a transcript of the gene POM121L12, whose product is annotated as POM121 transmembrane nucleoporin like 12. The transcript has 2 exons. Bases 1 to 816 code for a protein of 271 amino acids. The record is from RefSeq and is a predicted model, not a curated record. Lineage: Eukaryota; Metazoa; Chordata; Mammalia; Carnivora; Herpestidae.